GAAGCUGCGCUGCUUACCAAUCGCGCAAUUGUUUAUAACCUGGGAUCGGCGAGCAUCCGGUUAAAAGUUACUCCGAUAUUUGCCAACAGUUUACAGUUUAAUUUCUCGACGGCAAUUCGGACAAGUGAAUUAUCGUUCAAACAUGAACGUCUUACGUUCGUGCGUUAAAACUGUUAUCCUGAGCAAAGGAGUGCGAUCUAUAAAUUACGAAGGACAGAGAUCCAUUAAAAGAUGGGUGGCAGCGACGCAAGUAGAAAUUACCAGACGCAAGAGGAAGCUAGAUCCGCAACCGGAGCCGAAACGCAACACUUUUCUCGAUUGGAAUAGAUCCGCGGAGAUUUAUGCCUUUAACAAACGAUUGUCCGAAAAUUUUGACACGGAAAAAUUGGAGCAAGCCUUCACUCAUAAGUCAUACCUUAUUCAAGAACAGCAUAGACAGAAGGAAAUGGGAAUUGAAGAUCCUGUACUCGCUAUACGAGAUAACGCUGAACUUAUUAGAGAUGGCGAGAAGCUCACGUCAGAAAUUGUGCAGAAUUAUCUAGUCCAAGUUUUACCACACGCAUCUGAGGAUGUCAUAAUUUCGUUGUACGACUACCUUCUUUCUGAGGAAAUCCUGGCUAAAGCAGCUUUUCAUAUUGGAACAAAAGAUAUUAUCUUAACAGAGGAACAUCCAGUGGCUCAAAAGACUUUAGCUGACACGUUUCUCGCGCUUGUCGCAGCGCUCGCGGAAAGUGUGGAUGCAAAUCACGCGGCGACUUUCGUUAGAGACUUCCUGAUUGUUAUAUUAGCUGAGAAGGAUCUAACAGAAAUAUGGAAUCCAGCUCGGCCAGUCGAGCUUUUAAAUGACGUUCUACGGAAACAAAACAGAUCACCGGCCGAACCAAGACUUAUUGCGCAAGCGGGACAAAAUACCCUCGAAGUGGCGUAUCACGUGGCAAUGUACUCCGAUAAACAAUUUCUAGGUUCAGGAUUUGGUCAAACGAUCCAGGAAGCCAAGGACGUGGCUGCUAUAAAUGUUUUAAGCCGAAUAUUUGGCCUAUUAGACUCCAGUAAACCAAUUCAGUUCAAUAAGACGAUAAAUCUAUCUUCGUGAACAAAGCAAAUGUUAUUCUUAAGGAGACGAAAUUUAGCACAGUGUAAUAAUGUUGAAAUUAUUUUCCUUGUAUAUAUAAACUAUGAAAGAAAUAAAAAAAAAAUAUAUAU
Molecule: messenger RNA, 1203 nt
Organism: Temnothorax curvispinosus
Lineage: Eukaryota; Metazoa; Arthropoda; Insecta; Hymenoptera; Formicidae
Gene: mRpL44
Product: 39S ribosomal protein L44, mitochondrial
Exons: 5
Coding region: 143-1093 (316 amino acids)
Biological process (GO): RNA processing
Molecular function (GO): double-stranded RNA binding; ribonuclease III activity
Source: RefSeq, a predicted model, not a curated record